This is a messenger RNA of Orcinus orca (killer whale), 4158 nucleotides long. RefSeq names its product pyruvate dehydrogenase phosphatase catalytic subunit 2 (gene PDP2). The transcript is spliced from 2 exons. NCBI's taxonomy places the organism in Eukaryota, Metazoa, Chordata, Mammalia, Artiodactyla, Delphinidae. Gene Ontology annotation, biological process: protein dephosphorylation. Gene Ontology annotation, molecular function: cation binding; protein serine/threonine phosphatase activity. Bases 203 to 1795 code for a protein of 530 amino acids. The record is from RefSeq and is a predicted model, not a curated record.
GCCCGCGGCGGACGGGGAAGAGCCUUGGUCACAGCUACGGUCACCCGUCUCGCGCGCACGCGCCACGUGGGUUCGCGGCCUUGCUCAGGGCCUUUGGCUGUGUACCGGGACUUCCGCAGUAGCUGUUUUAGCCCUCGGAGUACCCUCUGUUUAGAAAAAACCCUUUUUGCUGAAGGAACGCAUUCGCUCAUACAGUUUCAGAAUGUCAAGUACUGUGUCCUACUGGAUUUUCAAUUCUGCAAGAAACAGCAUUGCCACAUUACAAGGGGGACAACGUUUAUAUUCAAGAUAUGCCUCAAAUAGGAUUAAAUCAAAAUGGAGGCUCUUUCCCCAGGGGCCAGUCACCCUAAAAAACAAUGCCUCAUGUGGUGGCAUUGCUCUGCAGAAAGCCUAUAGACACACAUCAACAGAGGAAGAUGAUUUCCACUUGCCGCUCAGCCCUGAGCAGGUAAAUGAAGUGCUGCGAGCUGGUGAGUCGGCCCACAAGAUUCUUGACCUUGUCAGUGGAGUCCCAAGUUCGGUGUUGCGGUUUGAGAGCAACCAGCUGGCUGCCAAUUUCCCAGUGGAGGACCGGGGAGGUGUAGCCGCCUGCCUGCAGACCAAUGGGCUGAUGUUUGGUGUCUUCGAUGGACAUGGUGGCCACGCAUGUGCUCAAGCGGUGAGCGAGAGGCUCUUCUACUAUGUGGCAGUGUCACUGAUGUCCCAGCAGACGCUGGAGCAGAUGGAGGGGGCGAUGGAAAGCAUGAAGCCCCUGCUGCCCAUUCUGCAGUGGCUCAAGCACCCAGGGGACAGUAUCUACAAGGAUGUCACGUCAGUGCACCUUGAUCACCUCCGUGUCUACUGGCAGGAGCUGCUGAACCUGCACAUGGAAAUGGGGCUGAACAUUGAGGAAGCAUUAAUGUACUCCUUCCAGAGGCUGGAUUCUGACAUCUCGCUAGAGAUCCAGGCCGCCCUGGAAGAUGAGAUGACCAGGAACCUUUCACUCCAGGUUGCUUUCUCAGGGGCAACAGCUUGCAUGGCCCAUGUCGAUGGAGUUCACUUACAUGUGGCAAAUGCUGGUGACUGCCGGGCCAUCCUUGGUGUCCAGGAGGACAAUGGCAUGUGGUCUUGUCUGCCCCUCACCCGGGACCACAAUGCCUGGAACCCAACCGAGCUGUCACGGCUAAAGAGGGAGCAUCCUGAGUCAGAGCACAGGACAAUCAUCAUGGACAACAGACUGCUCGGUGUCCUCAUGCCCUGCAGGGCCUUCGGGGACGUCCAGCUGAAGUGGAGUAAAGAGCUGCAGCGCAGUGUCCUGGAGCGGGGCUUUGACACCGAGGCCCUCAACAUUUACCAGUUCACCCCCACACACUACUACACUCCACCUUACCUGACGGCCAGGCCUGAGGUCACAUACCACAGGCUGAGGCCCCAGGAUAAGUUCCUUGUGCUGGCCUCUGACGGCCUGUGGGAUGUGCUGGGCAAUGAGGAUGUGGUGAGGCUGGUGGUGGAGCACCUGGCUGAAGUGUGUCGGCACAAGCCAGACCUGGCCCAGAGACCUGCCAACCUGGGACUCAUGCAGAGCCUGCUGCUGCAGAGGAAAGCCCAGGGGCUCCACGCCACCGACCAAAACGCAGCCACACGUCUGAUCAGAUACGCCAUAGGGAACAACGAGUACGGGGAGAUGGAGCCUGAGCGGCUGUCGGCGAUGCUGACAUUGCCGGAGGACUUGGCAAGGAUGUACAGGGAUGAUAUCUCUGUCACUGUGGUGUAUUUUAACUCAGACUCGAUUGGUGCAUCUUACAAGGGGAGUUAAGAGUCUCCCAUCCUGUUGCCAAGGUUAACUUAAAUGCUCUUCUAAGACAUGUUCACUUACUCUUAAACUGGCUAUUUAGACCUUGUUGUUAAAGGGCAGGCAGAUGUAGCUUGCUUAAUAGACUAACGUGAGAGAAAAAACAGCCUAGGAUUAAAAACAAUAGUAGUGAUUUUAUGUCCCUGCAUGUUUUGGUCACCUCUUCUACGCAGAAAGGGUGGAACACAGAGACCGUAGACUUGGCUGGGGCUCGUGUAACCCAAGUCCUUUUAUAAAUACACUGUUGUUAAACUGUCAGCCUGAGCCUGCGAAGUAUAAAAUGAAUCAUGAUUCUAAGGAUAUGAAGAAGUUCAGGAUCUUAGGAGGUCUUGAUACAAAAAUCUGCAAAGUUGAUAAUUCUCAGUUCGUAAUCAUGGCCUUCUAGACUAUGAAGGGAGGUUUUGUUUGUUUUUUAUUUUGAAGUUCCUAAAGACCUAGGUUUACACAGCAUAUUACAGGAUACUUUUCUAUGCAAUAUUCUAACUUUUUUGUGUGUAUGAUUUUACUUGUGAAAACAUUUUGUAAUGCUGCAUUCUAGUUCCGAUUUAGUUUAUUUUAAAAUUGAGUCCUCAAACUUGCAAACAGGCCUGCUCUAAGCGAGCAUGCUUGGAAUGAGUUUUCUUGGUUUUCAGCUGAGGGUGAAGGUGGCCAGGCCUCUGAACCGGCUGAAUUUAUUUGUGCAGCUUUCGGACCUUUCCACUGAGUCCCACCCCCUGAACCUUUGAGCCAUGCUAGGAGGUUACUUCUGUCUGGGCCUUAACUCCUUUCCUGCAUUAAUAAAAUUUCCUCCGGGGUUUAGUAAAUCUCUGCAGAUUUACUCAUAGCACUUAACCUUUCUGAUUAUACCUCUCAGACAUUCUUCUAAUUCCACCUAAUGUUCCUUCCCCCUCUGCUAUGCUGAACUCCCUCACCCUGCUGCUGACUGUGCAAUACUGUCUAGAAAGAAUGCUCCCAAUUCACAUGGUUGCAGGGAAGGAGAAAAUUCAAGAUUGCAUGUGGUAAUUGUGACAGACAGUUUAGGCAGGACUGCUUAUACAGUGGAUUCUAGACUUAAAAUUCAGCCUGAAUCUGGAGAGGUAAAAACAUGAAGGACCUGAGAACAGUCACCUAGUCUCCCUAGCUGCAUCCCGAGGGGCAGUGGGGAAGAGGGAGGAGUGAGAUUUUUCAGAUGGGACACUUGCCUAUAGACUGUGGGAUAAAUGGCCAUUGCUACUCCUCAGGAACUAGGCCUUAUUUAAUAUAGGAGUUGGGGCAGAACCAAAUGUAACCUGUACUGGCUUCUAUGGGCUGCACAGUCUGUGUUUAUUUGAAAAUUAAACCAUGUGGAUCCUUUCUGGGGGGAUGAAUUUCAUGUUCUGAAUUGCUGUAGCAUUUAAACAACAGGAAAUGUGUCCCUAAAUGGAAACACAAAUAUAAUCCCACAAAAGCUGACACUUUUUAUGUUCCUGCACUGUCUUCAUUGAUCGCUCUCCUCACCCCCUUUCGUACUGAAAGGAAAGCAAACAGCUAGGUUUGACUUCCACAUUUUUGUCCACAUUCAGGACAUUCAAGUGUUGAGAAACUUCUAGCCUGCGGAUACUUCCCUGUGCAUUUACUGAUAUGGCUUCAUCUAAGAAAUUCUCCUUUGAGUGCUUAAGCCUUGGUCCUUUUAUUCUGAAACUAUUAAUCUUCCUUCUGAUCUCCUAGAUCUUCAGAAAUAAAACGUGAAUCCCUGUCAUUCAGCUUGCAUGACGGUUUGUUACUAGAGCCUGCUUGUCUGACACCCUUGUUCUUUAUGCGAGCUAAACCCUGGUGCACGCUCUCAUUUACCGGGAUUACAGGGUCUGAAUCCUGUUUUGGAGCCUAGCUUGGGUCAUAAAUAUAGCUGAUUAAGUAACCUGUGUGACAGUUGAGAGAAUACAGACUUCCCACCUAUUCCUUCAAGGGUAUCUGUGUUUUUUCUCAGCCUAAUAGAUUUCCUGCUUUCUAAUUGGUAUAUUGAGAGAGAGGAAGGGCUGGUUUCUUGUCUGCCUUUUGCCAUUGUGAACUCUGUCUGCUCUUGCCAUGAAUGCUCCACGGAGCAACUCCUGGUUAAACCCCAGCAUGUCUGAUUCCCUGACCACAGUUCUGCUGUCACUGGCCUUCCUGAGGCACAUGGGCUACCACUUGAGGACACUUGGGAUUUGAGAGGGAGUUGGUGGUACUUUGUCAGGUCUUCCGAAACACUUAUCAUUCCUUUUAUGUAAAGAUUCUGAUAUUGAGACUUCUGAAAUGAACUAAAAAAAUGAGAUUGAAUCUUUAAUGUUUAGGAUGUCACUUUUGAAUAAAGUAUGCUUUGGUGCUUUAAA